This is a messenger RNA of Drosophila gunungcola (fruit fly), 1768 nucleotides long. RefSeq lists its product as uncharacterized. The record is from RefSeq and is a predicted model, not a curated record. Gene Ontology annotation, cellular component: dystrophin-associated glycoprotein complex; sarcolemma. Lineage: Eukaryota; Metazoa; Arthropoda; Insecta; Diptera; Drosophilidae.
AGAAUUAUUUUUAGUUUGUUUUCGCCUCUUGGUGCGUACAGUUGCGGUGGGCAUCGGCGGGCUCCAAUCCGAUAUAUUUUCAUUCAGUUCAGUUCAGUUCAGUUCAAUUCGAAUUUGUUUUGAUUUCGCUUUUGCUGGUCUCCGUUCUUUUCGGUCCACUCCGCUUUCCCCGCCAUCGAAGCGGUGCGACUUUCGUUUUUUUGUGGCCAUCGGUUCUCCAUUGGCUUUCCUAUUUUGACCAAAUCACCAACCGAUUGCUGAAGUAGCUUUAAACUGUUAUAUCUGGAAUUAGAAGUCGAGUGAGAGUUCGAACAACACAACUGUUAAGCGACUAUUUGGUUAUUCAAAGCGACAGUGCACUUCGCAUGAGGCCGAGGGGAAUAUGUCCGUAGCACCUGGAGUGGUGCCUUCGCCCGGUCCUCUCGCAGCUCGAGCAUGCCCAUCUAGCCAGGCCACCAGGCAACAGCCAUGCCAGUCCAGUCAGUCCAGCCAGUCCAGUCAGUCCAGCCAGUCCGACCCGUGAGCACCUACGACAACUUGGGCGUCUGCCAGCCGCGCACACUUUUGGGCGCCGGAAUGAGUGAGCCGGAGUUUGCGGAGCCGGAUCAAAGUGGAGGUGGCACCAGCCACAGCAUCGCCGCUGUGAAGGCGGCCCUGAAUGACGCCAAGUCCAAGUUCUUCGGGAUCAACAACUAUGAGUCACCGAUGGCGGCGGUCAGCAGGGGCGCCCAAGUGGCGGAACCAAAGUACCAGAAUGUGCCGCAGCGGGACGAGCAUCCGGCAGUGGCGACUCCAGAGCCCUCGCCUACAGCGGCUCCCUCCGGCGAUCUUGGCCAGAGCAGGGCUCUGCGUUAUGCGGCCACCUACGAGCAGAUUCCCCUCGGCGACCUGGAAACUCCGCAAUCGCAGGCCGUUUACAUGAGCACCACAGUUCCGCAAAACAUGAAAGGCAUGAAGAUCGCCGGACGACACACGCCGACCCGGAACAGCCUGCGGCACAGCCGGAUGAUCGUUGUCAAUCACAAGAACCACGACAGCCUUCAAGCGACCUAUAUACGGAAUCUAAACAUUUCGCGACAGCUCCUAAUUAUGCAAUUAGCUGUCGGCCUGCUGGUCGUUGCUCUCGCCGCUUGGAUACUAAUUCUUGCGCCGAACGCAUCAAUAUUAAUCAAUCCGUAUCUGAGCGGUCUGUCGCUCCUGUUGGCCAGUGUCGCGGGUCUCAUUCUGCUGCGGAAGGAGCACAAAUCGGAUCACAGACCCCCAAACAGCUGCUACAAGGUCCUGCUGGCCGAGUCGUACGUGUUCAGCCUUGGGUUGAUCUUCUGCUGCCUGGCUCUGGUCUGCGCGGCGAUCGAGUUCGCGGAGCUGGCCUCAUCGGCGGACGGGGAGUGCGGACCGACGUCCAGCUCGCUUCUGAGCUACCACAACUGCACCUGCUUCUUGGCGGGCGAGGGUGGAUCGUCCUCCGAAGCCCCAGCAGCUACACUUACACCUGUCCAGGAGCCAUCGCAAAGCGAUGGAUGCGGAGAGCUUCGGGCCGAGUGGAAGUAUCUGCUGGCCUUCUCGAUGGCCCUCAACACGCUGGGCAUUGUUUCAACAUUCUUAUACAUAACGCUCUUUAUUUGUUGCCACCGCAACAGGGAACAUUUUUACGCGUCUGUUUAAGGGAGUUUACAGCUUGGCUAUUACUUUAAUUUUUAAUUUUACUUAAAUUAUUUUGGUAACCGAUAACAAAAUUAAAAUAAAUCAUUCAUUUAUGAUACCACUA